This is a messenger RNA of Nerophis ophidion (straightnose pipefish), 1213 nucleotides long. RefSeq lists its product as uncharacterized. The transcript is spliced from 6 exons. NCBI's taxonomy places the organism in Eukaryota, Metazoa, Chordata, Actinopteri, Syngnathiformes, Syngnathidae. The coding region runs from base 148 to 771 and encodes 207 amino acids. The record is from RefSeq and is a predicted model, not a curated record. Gene Ontology annotation, biological process: autophagosome assembly; negative stranded viral RNA replication. Gene Ontology annotation, cellular component: autophagosome membrane.
ACACCAACGUGCCGGCUUCGUGGGCAGGGCAGGAAUUCAUCAGCUGAUGCCAGCUUUUCAACAAUCAACUGUUGUUCCAGCACCGCAGCAACAGAAUCGACUUUGUCACCGAGGAAAAAGGUUCUUUUUAUUUUGGCAAGAGCUAAAAUGGGGAGCUGGAAGAGUCAAGUGCGUGGUCAACUGCUACUCAGAGAUCAGAGAGAAAAGCAUCCAUAUGAAGGAGUCUUUACAAGCUUGUCUCGUUUGGAAGAACGAUUCGAAAGUCGUCUGCAGAUUUUGAAAGAUGUCCAGUCAAACAGCUCAGAAAGUGGAGUCAAUGUGAGAGUACUUCAACUACAGCUCAGGGAGAGUGAACAUCUGGCUGAAAAAUUGUCUCAGACUGUCUCCGACCUGACCACCGUCCUGCAUUUGAAAGACGCCGAGCUGCAGCACUGGCAGUCACGUGUGUCCCGCCACCGCCAAGAGGCCCUCACUCUGGCCAAAGAGGGCAACGCCCUGAAGGCCAGCGUCGCCCGACAAGAGUUCGCCAUGGAGUGUCAGACCAAGGACCUGGCCGCCCUUCACCUGGAGCGUACGGGGCUUAAAGAAACGCUGCGGCAGGCUCGGCGUGACAAAGAGGAUCUGCUGCGGCGCUGGAUGGAGGAGAAGGAGGAAGAGGCGGCGAGGUUGAAUAAAUACAACGACACACAGGAGAGGUGGCGACGUUUAGCCAGGCGCUUGAGGAAGCACCUGGCGAGAAAAGGCGGCGAUCCCCAGGAAAGCGGCUCGUGAGCACGCCUCGUUUUACCGACGAGACGAGUAAAUCGGCGUUUUUAUCGAGGUAACACGGCCGUUUUAGUCGUGGGGAAAAGGAAGCGUCCACGUCCGCACGGUCCAUGGCGAUGAUUGCCUUGAUGAUGCAGUAAGAGGUGCGGUGACCUCAUCAAAGUUCCUUCUUUCACCUUGUUACACACGUCGCGAUGUCACCGCUCAUUUUAAAGAUAGUUUUUUGGGGGGCGAAUUUUUACUUUUAACAAACGCAUUCCUUCUUCCAGGUAAAUUGUGUUUUAACUUGCUAACAGUGGUUUGAAAAUGUAGCAAAAGCUCGGAACUUUUAAGCAUGUUUUGAAAGAAAUUGUGUUUGCUGUUCAUUUUUUUUGUAUGUUUUUUUGUUUUAUCUGAAAUACUGAGUAUUGUGGAAAUAAAGUUACGUUGUUUUUUUUUGCUAGUUUAA